AAUAACUAUGGCUGCGUUCGGUGUAAGAUUUGAAAGUGCUACGGAUAUCGAAGACCGAAAAGAACAGACCCGACUUGCCAGGGUUGAAGUGUUACGCCAGGCUAAAAGUAAUUUCAAAAAAGAACAAAGGUGCAAGGAACUUAAGCAACUUCGAGGUGAAGAUACAUGGAUGUUACCUGAUGUGAAUGAGCGAAUUGAACAGUUUUCACAGGAACACUCUGUGAAGAAAAAGAAGAAAAAGGAAAAGCAUUCAAAAAGAGUGAAGAAAGAGAAAAAAAAGAAGAGCAAGAAGCAGAAACGUGAAGAAAAGAGUGAGUCAACUGACAGUUCCUCAAGCUCUGAAGAGUGGGUUGAGGCUGUUCCCUCCCAGAUACCUGGCAAAGAAAAGACCUGGAAAGUGAAAGACAAAAGUCUAGAAAAAGAAUGUGACAGCCAUGCUAUGCAGCGGGAUGAGUGGAUGACUGUUGAUUUUAUGUCUGUUAAAACUGUGUCUUCAUCAUCACUCAAAGCGGAAAAGGAAACUCUAAGGAAAAUAGAGCAGGAGAAAGCCCAAGCACUAGAGCAGUCCAAACUGCUUGAAAGAGAAUUGAAUCCAUACUGGAAGGAUGGUGGGACAGGUCUCCCAUCAGAAAAUUGUAUACUGGCGGUUACUAAAGCUUCAGGAGUAGAGGAUGGUGGAUUAAGCUGGCUAAGAAAGUCUUAUCAAAGAAUGAAAGAACAAGCUCAAAGAGAAAACAGAAAUUUUGUGGAUAUUGUAGCUGAAAAAUAUGGAUCAAUGGAAAUAUUCCAGUCAAAAUUAAAAGAAGCUGAAAAAAUUGCAUGCAAAAGAGAAGAUUAUGGACGGGAAAGGUGGAGGAAGCCUGCAUAUUCAGAUAGUAAGCAGUCUAGUCAAACAAGUAGCAUUUCAGACUUAGUGAAAUGUAAGAAGGACUCAAAGGACAGACACUUUGCUACAGAGGUUGCAAAGAGGAGCAUUGGCGACUGUGAGUUUAGUGGCCCUGACACAAGGAACCAGUCUGGAUCUUUAGAAACUUGUAUAAGAGAAUCUGCCCUAAGACAAAGGGAAGAAUCUUCUGGAAAUUUGAGACCUAAAUUCUUAAGACCCUCUGAUGAGGAUGAACUGUCGCUUCACAACAAGAGGAGAAAUUUUGAGCCGUCUACUUCAUCUUCUACAUUAGUGGCUCAGGCUUCUUUGCAUUGUGAUUUUCAAAAACCCACAGAGAACAGUGAAGAAAAUUUGACUUCCUGGAGCCUGUGUGGUAGGCAAGGAGGAUACCGAAAGCAUUCAGAUCAAAAGCCACUGGAAACCUGGAGCCACAGUGCUGAUCAGCACUCUCCAGGAGACAGGAGAGAACAGUUGCAGGCUGAGAGCUUGAGGGGUGACCCACCAAGAAGAGGACAUCUGCAGAACAUAAAGGCAGCAUUUUCUGGUCCAGAGGCAGAGUCCACCUGUAUCUUGAACGUUGAUGAAAAGAACAAGUUGGGGGCCAAGAUUAUCAAGGCAGAGAUGAUGGGAAAUAUGGAAUUAGCUGAACAACUUAAAGCCCAACUUAAAGAGGCAAAUAAAUUUAAAGAAACCAUAGCACAGAUAUCAGCACAAAGAUCGAGAAUAAAGCAAGAAGAUGAAGAAGUGAUCCUUACUAGAACAGAUGAGUCUGGAAGAGUGUGGCCUGUGAACACCCCUGGAGGGACCCUGGAUAUGAAAGCGAGAAGAAGAAAGAGACAAGGAGUUUCAACCCAUGAGGAUAAAGAAAGGAUCCGAUACUUUCCUGAUGAUGAUCAUCUGAGUCUCAAAGAUUUAGUAAAAAAUGAGAAGAUGGGAACAGAUAUUGAUCAAAACAGACUCUUCAUGAGAAUGGCAUCUAAGUUCAUGGGAAAACCAGAUGGAGACUAUUAUACUCUGGAUGACAUGUUUGUCUCCAAAGCAGCUGAAAAAGAGCAUUUUGGGGAAAGAGAAGAAAGCCAGAGGAGGAAAGCGAUUGCCGAACACCAGAGUCUUACUGCACAGAUGGCCAGAUGUCUGUACUGUUUUGAUAGUUCUCAGUUUCCCAAGCAUCUCAUUGUUGCCAUUGGUGUGAAGGUUUAUUUAUGUUUACCCAAUUUCCGGUCUCUUACUGAGGGCCACUGCCUCAUAGUCCCUCUGCAGCAUCUUCAAGCAGCUACAAUGUUGGAUGAAGAUAUCUGGGAGGAGAUUCAGAUGUUUAGGAAAUCAUUGGUAAAGAUGUUUGAAGAAAAAGGAUUGGAUUGUAUCUUUUUAGAGACUAACAUGGGCAUGAAGAAGCAGUAUCAUAUGGUUUAUGAGUGUAUCCCUCUCCCAAGGGAAAUGGGUGAUAUGGCUCCCAUCUAUUUUAAGAAAGCCAUAAUGGAAUCUGAUGAAGAAUGGUCCAUGAAUAAGAAGUUGAUUGACUUAUCUUCCAAAGAUAUUAGAAAGUCUGUGCCUAGAAGCUUGCCUUAUUUUGCCGUAGAAUUUGGCCUUCACGGGGGAUUUGCCCACGUCAUUGAAGAUCAACACAAAUUUCCUCGUUACUUUGGAAAGGAAAUCAUUGGUGGUAUGCUGGAUCUAGAGCCCAGGCUUUGGAAGAAGGGCAUCAGAGAAAGCUUUGAGGACCAGAGGAAGAAAGCAUUGCAGUUUGCUCAGUGGUGGAAACCAUUUGAUGUCACCAAAAGUAAAAGCUGUUAAGUGUACCCUGCAUGUGUUGUUUCCUCUGCUGAACUCAUUCAGUUUAUAUCUAUUAUAUUUACAAGCAACUUUGCCUUGAUCCCUAGGGAAAACAGCUGGCUACUCUAGUCACUGACAUCCAUGUUAGGUCAGACUGUUUUCUUCCACUUAGUUUGAGUGAUAGUGGAAUAAGAGCAGAUGUAUCAGGAUUAUUGGUACAAGUUCCUUUUGUAUCUAACUUCUAGCUGUUCCAGUUGUUUGCUUACCCUAGAGAAGGACUUGUCUCCAGAGGUCUAAUAAGACUUCAGUGGAAAGUGGAUCUGCUUCCAGGUAGAGUCUGGUAGCUUCUUUUGUGCUUUUUAUAGAAAAUUAGAUGUAUUUAGAACUAACAGGGUUAUUUUCAUAGUUUUAUUAAAGGGGUCUUUUUCCUUUUUUUAAAUAGUAGUGUAUAAUAUCAUCUUUGUUAAAGAAAAUGAUUAAAGAAUUAAAUGAUAAUGAAAUAUACAUAAAUGGAAAUGUGUUUUUAGUUCUGGACCUUAAAAUAACUUGAAUUUUGGUAAUCCAAAAAUAAUUGUCUUAAACAGCACAAUUCUUAAUUGUUUGGGGUUUGUGUAAAGUUAAAUUCUGUAGCCAAGUCACUGUAUUGGUUUUUAAUAUUGUCAUAAAUUUCAAAUGAUACAAAUAUCCAAGAAAUGUUCUUAAUAAAAGUGCUUAAGUUUUAUUAUUCUCAACAUCUGAUUUUGAGAAAACCUUGUGUUUAUAAAAUAUGUGUUGUAGUAAGUCUUAUUAAAACAUAUUUUCAAAAAGUCAAGCUGUGAUAUUUAUAAUAAAAAUGUUAGUGCUUGGAAUAAGAGUGAAGUUUACUCUAGAGUUAACCUAUUAUGCAUUUAUUUUAACGUCUCACUGUCACUUUUUCGGUGUAUGUUCCUUGUAUGUUAAAAGAUAGCUAUUUUUGUUCCUUUCAUAUUUUCCAAAUAAUGGUAAAGCUUACUGGUUUUGAUUUUCAGUACUUAAUACAUCAAAGUGUGUAUAUGUAUAUAUAUAGUGUAUUAUGUAUAAUAAACAGACAGUAUGAUUGUGUUUUCAAGCUAUUAGCUUUGUCUCAAGUUUUAAAUGAAUUUAAAACUUUCAUUUUUAUAAUUAGUGAGUUAAAAUGUUUGUUAAUAGUUCAAAACAUAUGAAUACUCCUGCCUUAAAUUCUACUGUAUUUAUAAUAUGUGCAUUCCAAAUGAACUCUUUUUGUCUUGGCCCCGGUUACUUAUUGAUGCACAGUCAAUUUCGCUAAACCUCAGUGGCUUCAAGUAAUAACUUAUCUUGUACCUUAUGGUUGGCACUUUUAGUGAUU
This is a messenger RNA of Microtus oregoni (creeping vole), 4004 nucleotides long. It is a transcript of the gene Cwf19l2, whose product is annotated as CWF19 like cell cycle control factor 2. Bases 8 to 2680 code for a protein of 890 amino acids. Gene Ontology annotation, cellular component: post-mRNA release spliceosomal complex. The transcript is spliced from 18 exons. Lineage: Eukaryota; Metazoa; Chordata; Mammalia; Rodentia; Cricetidae. The record is from RefSeq and is a predicted model, not a curated record. Gene Ontology annotation, biological process: mRNA splicing, via spliceosome.